Messenger RNA from Nakaseomyces glabratus, 2106 nucleotides. RefSeq lists its product as uncharacterized. Gene Ontology annotation, cellular component: membrane. Lineage: Eukaryota; Fungi; Ascomycota; Saccharomycetes; Saccharomycetales; Saccharomycetaceae. The record is from RefSeq and is a predicted model, not a curated record.
AUGACUUCAGAAGACGGUGUUAGCGGGGACUGGGAUGCGACCCAGUACCACAAGCUGGUGGAAGGCGUGGAUAGUUGCAGUGAUACCUCGCCAAUUAAGCAGGACGGUGUUGUAUGCGGGCCGACUUUGAGACUCAAGUCGAUUGACUACGAGAGGGAUGUCUGGCUGGGGUCUAUGCUGAUUGUAGUUCGGGAUGCCUUUGACCCUUCGUCGCCAAGAGCCCCAAAGGUCACAUACGAGCUCGGUGGAGGCUCGCAUUCAGGUGAGUUCCAAGGCAAGCUUUUCCACACCGAUUACUUCGGUGACGACAAUUCCAAUAAGAGUGUGUUCCAGUUCUACAGGUACGACAUUGAGCUCCCAUUGGCCGACAAUGAAGCCGAGUGUAAAUACACAGUUGCCGACAAAGCUGAAGAACACUAUAGGUUUUUCAUCCCAGGGAGAAAUCAGAACUGUAACUCUAUCUCUUACUCUUGCAAUGGGUUUUCCCUCUCAGUUGAUACAACCAAGUUCAAGGGCUCGCUGUGGUACGAUAUUCUGCAAAAGCAUGCUAAUGUACACUACCAUGUAAUGCUUGGCGGUGGUGAUCAGAUUUACUCAGACUCUGUUAAAAUUUAUAGUGAACGUGUCAAGAAGUGGCUAGAGACUCAUGACCCAGUGAAGAAAUACACAAUGAAAGCCGACGAAUUCUUUGUCAAAGAAGUAGCAAACUUUUAUUUGAAAGAGUACUUGGAAUGGUACGGCUAUGGACAUUGGAAAGGAGCUACUGAAAAAUCUAAGACCACUCAGCGCUGCUUUCCGAUUGCAACAGCGACGAUUCCAUCGGUUAAUAUGUGGGAUGACCAUGACAUUAUCGAUGGUUUCGGUUCUUAUCCCGAUCGAUUUAUGAGCACAAACGUGUUUAGUUCUUUGGGUAAUAUCGCCUACAAGUACUAUAUGCUCUUCCAGCAUCAUGUAAGUAUUGAAGAAAAGCAAGCAUACUUGGAAGACAAGCAUUGGGUAUUGAGUAAAGGAAAAGGUGCUUUCAUUCAGCAACAAUCUCACUCAGUAUUCACUAGGCUAGGACCUUCAAUUGGUUUGUUAGGAUUAGACUGUAGAACUGAAAGAAAACUAAAGGCCAUUCUUCCAAAGUCGACAUAUGAUAUUGCAUUUGAGCGUAUCACAAAAGAGCUUCAAGCCAAAAGGUUCGAUCAUUUGUAUUUAAUGUUAGGUGUCCCAAUUGCGUAUCCCAGGUUGGUUCUUUUGGAAUAUAUUUUCUCUUCAAAGCUUUUGGCGCCAAUAAAAUAUUUAUCAAAAAAAGGUAUUUUUGCGAAAGGUUUAGUUAAUGAAUUUAAUGGUGAUGUUGAAUUGCUUGAUGACUUGAACGAUCAUUGGUGUGCACACUAUCACAAGAAGGAGAGAAAUAAUUUUAUUGCGGCAUUACAAGAUUGGGGUGCCAAAUACGGUGUUAGAAUAACAAUUUUAUCUGGAGAUGUGCAUCUUGCCGCUGUUGGUAGAUUCAGAUCUAAAUUGCACAGACACCAUUUGAUUACCUCAGAAGAAACCAAAAAGGAAAACGAGGAGAUUCUUGAUAGUGCGCAAGAAGAUAAUAGGCUGAUGUUUAAUGUUAUCUCAAGUGCCGUUGUUAAUACACCACCUCCGGAUGGUAUGGCAAAACUAUUGCAAACCAAAAAUCGUAUUCAUAAAUUUGAUUAUGAAACUGAUGAAGAUUCGGUACCACUAUUCAAAAUGAAUCCGGAUCAAAAAUCUAAAAGAGACGAAGAUUGUUUCUUGAAUGGAAGAAAUUGGUCUGAUUUAAUACCAGUAGAAAAUUUAAUGAAAAACAAAUAUUUAGCAAAUACAUUUAAGGUUGAAAACGGAGACAAAGUUCUACCUGGUAUGGUCAAAGAAGGGCUGGGUUUUGAAGUUAAAAAUAAAAAGCCCAAAUCGGAUGAAAACCCAUUGUAUCCUGUAACACCAAAUGGAAUAAUGGUAACUAUUCAUGUUGAGAAGGACCGUAAAAGCAAUGCAUCUGAGAGCACCAUGUACAGUUUCCCUAUUCCCGAAUUGACAGUUAAAGGGGAGAAGUUGUCUCAUAAGGGUGCAAAGCACUUAGUUGGGUUCCACUAA